Castor canadensis (American beaver) is the source of this 978-nucleotide messenger RNA. It is a transcript of the gene Pmaip1, whose product is annotated as phorbol-12-myristate-13-acetate-induced protein 1. Gene Ontology annotation, biological process: positive regulation of apoptotic process; release of cytochrome c from mitochondria; DNA damage response. The record is from RefSeq and is a predicted model, not a curated record. NCBI's taxonomy places the organism in Eukaryota, Metazoa, Chordata, Mammalia, Rodentia, Castoridae. Gene Ontology annotation, cellular component: mitochondrion.
CGGUACUUAAAGGAUCCCGGGCACACGCUGAAUCCAGUGAGAAGCCCCACGCGUCCCGGCUGUCGCGCGUCCGUGUCCUACAGAAGGCCUAGUGCUCGAUUUGAGGGACCGAGUACCCCGGGUGUGCAGCAGAUCGCCGCUGCGCUUUGAGAGAUGCCUGGGAGGAAGGCGCGUAAGAGCGCGCAAGCGAACCCUACGCGGGCGCGGGCAGAGCUGGAAGUCCAGUGUGCCGAUCUGCUCAGGAGAAUUGGAGACAAACUGAAUCCCCCCGGGUGCGCGGCCGAGGUCCUUGCGCUGCUGGCCGAGAUGCCUGCGAUGAAGCCGCUCAAGAGCGCGCCGCCGAGCCCGAGCGCGCCGCCAGAGCUGGAAGCUGAGUGUGUUCAACUCAGAAGAAUUGGAGAUAAAGUGAAUAUCCGACAGAAACUUCUGAAUUUGAUUUCCAAACUCUUCAAUUUAAUAACCUGACUGCUCUAAAACUUUUGUGUCAAGGGAUUCCUGAAAAAAGGAAGUAUUCUAGUAGGUACGAAUUUCAGUUAGAGGAGAGACUGACUGCGUUGUAACUGAGAGGAACAUGAAGAAGGAAUAUUCACUUGCUUUUGGUCAGCUUUUGAAAGGGAAUAUGGAAUGAGGGAAAAAUGACUUUCUGCAGGAAGUCUUCCAGAAGUCGUUCUUGGAAUGUGAGAACAUUGUAAAACCACUUUGUUUAAAAACAAGAAGGCAAGUGUCUUGAAAAUAGGGAAGUCAUUAUGAACACAUUCUUUUUUUUGUUUAGAAGCUUUUUCUAGUAUUUUCGUUCAAGUUUGCUGCCUAGUAUAAGAGGAGUUGACAAAUGAUUAGAGCAGGCAGGGAGGAAGAAUGGCUUAGUGUGUUUUGUUUUUUGAUGACAACUGCAGAGCAACGUAGAAUAUUUGGUUUGUACAUAUGCUGGUAAGAAAAAAAAUUCAUUCUGAUAACACUCAAUGUCACAGUGAAUGUUAA